ACUUUUGUAGAUGAGUAUGGAAAAGACAACAACAGAAGAGAAGAACACAAUGGUGAAAUAUCGAUUAGUUUACAGAUGACCGAUACUGAAGAAUCCAAACAGGACACCAAUGUUUCUGAAAUGAAAGACACAAAACAAAAGAAGGAGUCUUUCGUGGAAACCCUGAAUUUAGGGUUAUUUAAAGACUUUGCGUUUAUUGUUUUAGGAAUAUGCCUAUUUAUUCUAAUGAGUCUUCUGCCAUCGAUAAACUUUUUCUUUGUGGACAUGACUAUUUCUAAAGGAUUUGAUGCCCAAACUGGAUCCUAUCUUCUUUCCCUUAUUGGACUGUCCAGCUUGGGAGGACGCUUUCUCUACCUCUUCGUGAGACCUGUGGUGAAGGUGUCCCAGGUGACUGUGUUUGCUACUAUGUGCAUGGUGCUCGCAGGAAGUCUGUUGCCCCUAGUGUUGGCAAACACAUACCCAAGCCUAGUCGCCGCUGUCGUGUGUUACGGCAUCCCCUUUGGGUCGUGUUCAGUAGCCUACCCAACACUCAUGUACGAAAUAGCAGGACCCAAACGCUACGCAUCAGCUGUGGGCUAUUGUGAAACGAUUUGCGGUUUGGGAGCAUUCUUAGGAGGCCCUAUUGCAGGGACAGUGAAGGAUAUCACCAACUCAUACGAUGGAGUAGUGUUCAGUACUAUGGCUGCCAUGGCUGCUUGUGGCGUCGCUUUCUACACAGUCGCAGUCCGACAGAGAUGUUCACAACACCUCAACAAGGAAACUGUCUCCACCCACCUGUGACCAAAUACUGUUGAACACAGUUCUCACACUUUGCCGUCCAUGCUUAAUUUAUUUUCAAUCUCCAGCCUCAAACAGGGCUGGAAUACUAGAAACAUUGGCGGAAAACCCAACUCACUCACUUGUAGUUGUCCCAGUUAAAAAACUGGCUAUUAUUCAGAUUCGACUUUUAAUAAUUCCGUAUGAUUGUAAUGCAAUAGCUCAUAUGUACCACCAAACGCACCAAAAAGAUGGCUAUAUAUUCCUGAAAAACAACACUUGGUUCACUGUAUAGUGUUCGCAUUC
This is a messenger RNA of Haliotis rubra (blacklip abalone), 1062 nucleotides long. Its product is annotated as monocarboxylate transporter 2-like. The transcript is spliced from 2 exons. The record is from RefSeq and is a predicted model, not a curated record. The coding region runs from base 76 to 780 and encodes 234 amino acids. Gene Ontology annotation, molecular function: monocarboxylic acid transmembrane transporter activity. NCBI's taxonomy places the organism in Eukaryota, Metazoa, Mollusca, Gastropoda, Lepetellida, Haliotidae. Gene Ontology annotation, biological process: transmembrane transport; monocarboxylic acid transport.